UAAUUGUAUGCACACCAAGCAAAUUAGGUCAUUAUAUUAUGUACAAAUUUUAGUUUCCCUGAAGGUAUCCGGGGCUACUCGCCUUUUUUCGAAUGAGUAAAAGCAGAGGAUCCAGUUUAUUGCUUGUUGUCUUAAAGUUAUUUAAGAAAUAUGUUUUUUUUUGUGAUAUAAUGAAUCAGAUAGACCCUAUAUUUAUUAGUUGAAAGAGAAAUUUGAUUAAAAUUGAUUGAUUCUAUGUUUUUUUUGCAUUUUAUUCAAGUGUCCGGGGCUACCCGCCCUUCCCCUAUUUACAUACAUACAAGUUUUCCAUAAAAGACAUUAAUACUUGUUACGAAUUGGCAAUCGAAACAACGGAAAGAAAGCAAUAAUACAUUGCCAAGGAAAAAUUGUCUAAAAACGAAUGUGAAAUUGUAAUCGUUGGUUCCAGUGGAAUACAUAGAAUGAAAGGUUGGAACGGUGGGAGACGGUAAACUGGGUAUAUCUGACCAUGCACUUAAUCAAAUUGUUACAGUAACUACUAUGAGUACAACGCCUUUGAUCGUUUUAUAAAGUUUGCAAAUAAUAAAAUACAUACAUAAAAAAUACAUAGGUACUUGCAGUUGUCAGUGAUUAUUAUUAUUAUUAAAUGAUGAUUUGUGAACGUUUACCAUUUGUGUUACUUCUAAGUGGAUUGGUGGCAGGAUUAAAAUUGAAUGAAAAACCGGGGAAAUUUGAAAACGUAGAUCGGUUAAAGGUGAAUACUAACAUUUUGAGCUUAUCGAAUAUUACCGAGGAUCCUGAUAAUCGAUCGAUGUCAUUCCUAUAUGACUUAAAUGUUUGGAACCCCUACACAAUGGCAAAAUUUUGGGAUAUCGAGGCUCGAAAAUUCUUAAACGUUUCAGCGAAUUGUGAAAAGGACAUGACAGAAUACUUGACAGCUCUACUGGCAAAAGAAGAAUGGGCAUUAAAAAUGAUCGAUGCAACCGGAAGAUACACGUGGGGUUUGUUAUCCGGCAAUGUGUACUGGUUAGGAGCUGUGGACCAAUGUCGUGAAAUGGAGAUGAAAUUCAUCGAAUGGCAAAAGAGCAAAACGAUUGAACGCGAAAGUAAUCUACCACCAUUUUUAGUCAGCAUGUCAUCCGUUACCUUCAACCUACACGUACUAAGUUCUAAGCUUAACGAGACUUACAAAAUCAUUUUUGGACUAUGCUUACCCGAUAUUUGUGACACAAAGGACACUGAAAAGCUGUUAUACUUUGCUCAAGAUCCAUCGAGAAGUAAUUCAUCCAUGAAAAUUGUGAUUGAAAAUGUUAGGAACCUCUCGAAAGGAUACACGGUUUGGGACGACAGCGUAUUCUAUGCUUUAUUAGUGACAUUCAUCAUAGUGGGCGUGUUGGUGAUCCUGGCUACUUUCUACGACAUUUAUCUGAGAUAUCAAGUAUUAUACGCCGAAAAAACAAACCAAAACAUGAGAAACAUUAUGACGGAAAUGAAAAGUAUGAACAUUAAUGAAACUACUACAGUCGAAGAAAUUACGAUCGCGAAAUUAUGGUCGGUCAAGAAACAUAAUGGAACGUUGGAUAUAUAUGAUUCAGAUAGCGUACCGAAACCACUCUCGGAAGCACUGCUAUCUUUCAGCUUGCUGUUGAAUCUUUCAAAACUUUUUAGUUUCGAUGUCGGAACUGAUACUUUGGCACCUAUUCACGGAUUAAGAUUUUUAUCUAUAAUAUGGGUCAUUCUUGUUCACACUUGUUUAACCGUGAACGUACUUUCUGAGGGUAAAACGUUCAAAUCAAACGCGGAAAAUGAUUUCUUUUAUCAAACCAUCAGUAAUGGCACGUACGCUGUGGACACGUUUUUCUUUAUAAGUGGAUGUUUAGUAUCGUUUCUUUAUUUUCGUACGAUUACGAAAGAUGUUAUAAAAAAGAAGAAGGUGGUGAAGGGUAACAUUGGUCAACUCUUCCAGUUCUUAGGAAUGAUAUGGUAUAGAUACUUUCGGUUGACUCCGAUUUACCUUUUAGUAAUUGGUUUGAUCGAGGUGUUUAUGAGCUGGUAUUAUAAUCACACGAUGCUCGACAUAUACACACUCGAUUAUAAAAAUUGCAGAAAAUUCUGGUGGCGAAAUGUUUUAUACAUUAACACUUAUUUCGAUAUGGAUGAGCGAUGUAUCGUGUGGAGCUGGUAUUUAGCAAAUGAUACGCUAUUUUAUACCAUUGGGAUAAUUAUUCUUAUAAUUACUGUAAGACACUUUCGUACUGCCAGCAUCAUGACAAUAUCCAUUCUAAUUAUAUCUUGGAUUACCACAACGAUUAUCUCCUUAAACAUGAACCAUGUACCAAGUAUUCAGGAUCCAUUCGCGCAUUACGAGAGCCUGUACGACAAACCCUGGUCCAGAAUCGGACCGUAUCUGUUUGGAAUGCUAACAGGAUGGUACCUUUAUAAAUCUGACUGCAAAUUGUCAGUCAGUAAAACUAUGGCCUUAGUAUAUUGGAUUCUCUCUUUCAUCAUCAUGAUGAGUAUAGUGUAUGGAUUAUACGGAACCAUGUUUGGACCAUUUACGGCUGCUGUAUAUACCGCGUUAUCACAUUCUGGGUGGGCGAUUUCCAUAGCAUGGAUUUUAAUAGCUUGCGUCACUGGACACGGAGGUAUAGUUAAUAAAGUAUUAUCCUGGAAAGGUUUAUAUCCUCUCUCUAGGUUGACUUAUUGCGCCUAUUUGAUACAUCCUGCCAUCAUGCGAGCAGUUGUGUUACGGGGAGAAGCUUCAAUGCACUUAACGCAAGGGCUUAUGGCAAUACUAUUUUUUGGAUUCGUAAUCUCAACGUACGCAGUUUCAUUAUUCCUCAGCUUGUUCUUCGAAGCUCCCAUGGUGUCUUUACUAAGAAUAGUUCAUCCUUUGAGACAAUGGAAGACAACCAAGUAAUUCAACAACAUUAUGUAUGUAUGUUCGACAGAAACAAUCAACUUCUCACUGGUCUACUUUCUGAUUAACAACAUACACGAAAUAACUGAUUGCGAAACGGCACACAUUAUAUAAGAAACUUGGCAAAUAAGUAAAAAGUAAGAUUUACUUAUGCUCAAAACGUAGAAAAAUAACAAGCACUUCCUGAGCUCACAACAACUAUGUACAUACAUACAUGUUUUCACCAGAUUAUUAAAAAAAGCGAAUUGUAUUAAAAAUUUCGAAAGCAAUAUCCAGGAAAUUUACAAACCGGAGGAAGAAUUUCAAGGAAGACUAGUCGAGCAAUUAAAAAGCAGCCUAUACGUAUCAACGUAUACAUAUCUGUUUGUGUAUACAGUAUACAUACUUGUAUAAGUGGAUUAUUUAAACUUCUCGGUUCGUUUCCAGACACGAAUUACUUAAAAUACCAACAUUACCAUCCCAAGAUACUGUUUAAAAUAUUCUGUUGAGAGUCGUUGUCAUUUGCUAUGAACAGAUUUAAAUCUAUAUGAGAGCCGGUGGCAUCGUCACCUUGAAUUAUCCUUACCAUAAACGAUAUUUCAGGAAAAUGUGCAAGCAGAGAGACAGAUAAACAAGAAGAGAUACGGUAUCCGAAGGUGAAAAAUUUUGUAACAAAAAAUUGAUGAUUGAUGAAACAUGGAAAUCAUUCUACAAGAAAGGUCAACCAUCGGCCAAAGCCAAUUUUGGACCUUCGCUUCGUUUCGUUUCGUUUCGUUUAAUUUGAACGAUAAACCUAUGUAUUUGUUACUUUCAAACAUCCUACUGAUAGAAAAGUUGUUUUUUCGGAGAAGAAGAAGAAGAAGAAGAUACGAAAUUUAAUUUACUUUGACCAGAUAUUGAAUUAUUAUAAAAUACCAUAUCAACAAUGAUUUCAGGAUGAAAGAUUCUUCAGAAUGAUUUGGCAGAUUUCUAAAUGAACGCGUUCGAUAAAAGGUAAUCGUUACAUGAUGAAACUUCAAAGUAACGAUGAUUUGCAGCUUUCUUUUAUUUCUUCUUAUUAACAAUUUGAUAGUGGCUGUCACGUAUUCGCAACAUAAGUUGCACAGAAGAAAAAGGAAAAGAAAAGGUAGAAGAAACAUUAAGAAUGCAAGAACUCAAGAAGAAAAGGAAGAAUAUGAUGUAGACUUUGAAUACGACAAUCUUUUCUUAUUCUUAUUCUUAUUAUUAUUCAAACCUGAACGGUGAACUAAUUACCAUGACGAAAGAUAUUCAUCUUGGUUUGAACUUCAUAACACGUGGUGCGUGGCAAUACCGAAAAUAGUUAUCGAUUUCUUUCUAAUACUUUCACUGUUGAAUUCAUUGGUUGUGUUCUAAUUUUAAAUAAAGAUUUCGCUUUUAUAAUCGAUCGAUUCGAUUGAUCUAAUUAAAUAUGUCGAUCAUGUUUAGUAGAAUUAAACACGACGAAUUGUUAAAAGGACAUUUUUAUACCGAAAUUUAUUCUAGUCUAUGCUGUCUGUUGGGUAAUGAUCACAAAUCUAUUUUCAACUAGCGAAGAGCCAGAUCUACCAUUUCCAGCUUACUAUUUCUAAUUGCUCAUUCCUUUGCUAGGCAACAACGUGUCGAUAAAUAUUUACCAGAAUAUUUACUACGGUGAAAAAAAAAAAAAAAAAAAAAAAAGUAUUACGUUUUGUAAGUGCAUCGUAUUCAGUUUGCCAUUUGGACAUGCGCUUCGAAUACGAUUUACCGAUGCUUCUGUUACGGUUCACUUUAAUUAACUACUUACAAUUACGAUUACGAGAAAUUUCGUGGUGUUUCGACACCGGGGAUAGAUCGGUGUAAUAAUGGGUAGGAAAAGAGGAAAAAUGAGGAAAAUGAAAUUGAAUUUCAGCACGAGCGAGCAGUAAAUGACAGCGUUCGACAAAACACUGUUCUACUCUGUAGAAUGUAGAAAGAGAAACCAUCCUCCUCUAAUUGCAGGUAGAUGGUUUCACGGUGAAACUUUUAUUAUACGAUAGAUAUGGAAAAUAUCCUACUAACUCAUGCGAAACAUUGUCAAAAGCUACGUAACAUCAUUGCUGGUUACUAGUUAUUAAUUCGCUUUUUCUAGCAAUGUCUGUAUCUUAGAAUUAAGCAACAUCUAAAUAAGAAGCUCAUUAUUAUUGUAUCCAUUAAAUAUACGUGUAUGUAAAAUCAACGUUUGUUUUCUAUAAUAUCCAAAAGAAAGAGAAUAAAAGAGAAUAAAAGAGAAUAAAAGAGAAAAAGGUGAAAAUUAUUUU
Osmia bicornis bicornis is the source of this 5154-nucleotide messenger RNA. RefSeq names its product nose resistant to fluoxetine protein 6-like. Gene Ontology annotation, molecular function: acyltransferase activity, transferring groups other than amino-acyl groups. The transcript has 13 exons. The record is from RefSeq and is a predicted model, not a curated record. The coding region runs from base 626 to 2899 and encodes 757 amino acids. Lineage: Eukaryota; Metazoa; Arthropoda; Insecta; Hymenoptera; Megachilidae.